This is a messenger RNA of Stegostoma tigrinum, 6133 nucleotides long. It is a transcript of the gene hmgcl, whose product is annotated as 3-hydroxy-3-methylglutaryl-CoA lyase. Gene Ontology annotation, molecular function: hydroxymethylglutaryl-CoA lyase activity. NCBI's taxonomy places the organism in Eukaryota, Metazoa, Chordata, Chondrichthyes, Orectolobiformes, Stegostomatidae. The coding region runs from base 73 to 1074 and encodes 333 amino acids. The transcript is spliced from 9 exons. Gene Ontology annotation, biological process: ketone body biosynthetic process; L-leucine catabolic process. The record is from RefSeq and is a predicted model, not a curated record.
UGGAGGGGCGGCGGGAUUUGGUGGGUGUCAGGGCGACAGGCUCCGUUCAAGCCGAGCACAGACUGAGUUAAAAUGCCGGCGCUGGUAACAGCGACGUUGUUGCUGCCCCGGUUACAUGCUGCAGCGGCUGCAUUUCACCGUACGCUGGCUACAACUACUUGCGCAGCUGUGGCACAAUCUCUCCCUGAGCAAGUAAAGAUUGUGGAAGUUGGACCCCGAGAUGGUCUACAGAAUGAGAAGGUCAUUGUUCCAUCUGAUGUUAAAAUUCAUUUAAUUAACCUUCUCUCGGAGGCUGGGUUGUCUGUUGUGGAAGCAACAAGCUUUGUUUCUCCAAAAUGGGUUCCUCAGAUGGCUGAUCAGAAGGAAGUGAUGCAAGGAAUCCGAAAGUAUCCAAAUGUGAGCUACCCAGUGCUGACUCCCAACCUAAAGGGGUUUGAAAGUGCAAUCAAAGCAGGUGCAAAAGAAGUAGCCAUCUUUGGAGCUGCCUCAGAAAUGUUCAGCAAAAGAAACAUUAACUGUUCCAUUGAUGAGAGCCUACAACGGUUUGAAGAGGUGAUGAAAGCAGCAAAGGAUUCAAGCAUUCCAGUCCGAGGGUAUGUCUCCUGUGUCCUUGGCUGCCCUUAUGAAGGAAAUGUUUCCCCAACUAAAGUUGCAGAGGUGGCCAAGAAACUCUAUUCCAUGGGUUGUUAUGAGAUAUCCCUGGGGGAUACCAUUGGUGUAGGAACACCAGGCAGCAUGCGAGAAAUGCUGACAGCUGUAAUCAGGGAGAUUCCAGUCAGUGCAUUAGCUGUACAUUGUCAUGAUACAUAUGGCCAGGCUCUUGUCAACAUUUUUGCAGCACUACAGAUGGGAAUUUCAACAGUGGACUCAUCAAUAGCUGGCUUGGGUGGCUGUCCUUAUGCACAAGGUGCAUCUGGAAAUGUGGCAACUGAGGAUGUAGUGUACAUGUUGAAUGGGCUUGGAAUUCACACUGGAGUGGAUCUGCAUAAGUUAUUGGACGCUGGUGGAUACAUCUGCAGAGCCCUAAAUAGGAAAACCAGCUCUAAAGUUGCUCAGGCUUCUUGCAAAUUGUAGUAAUCAGUAAACUGUUAUAUACAAUUGAAUGGAUGGAAGAAUAGACAAGUACUGUAAACAUUUCCACCCUACACUUUCCUGUUGUAAUUCCUGAGUGUAGUAUUGGGCUAGAAUCGGAAACAUGUUUGUUUAAUCACUUGUUUCUCUUAAAGAGCUUCAAACAUCAUAUGUUCAUUAUUUGUGCGUUUUCCCAAAAUGCCUCUCAUAAUUACCUAAAGAUUUUCCUUCCAUAUUCCAAGAUGUUUCAUCUCUUGCACUUAAGCUCAAAAACCAAGUGCUUUUCCAAAGGCUGUAAUGAGCUAACUCCUUUCUGGAUGGCAUGGUGGCUCAGUGAUUAACACUGUUGCCUCUCAGCACCAGGGAUCUGGAUUUGAUUCCAGCCUUGGGUGACUGUCUGGAGUUUCUGUGUCCUCCCCAAGUCUGUGUAGGUUUCUGCUGUGUGCUCCAGGUUCCCCUCUCAGUCUAAAGAUGGUGCAGAUUAGGUAGAUUGCCCCAAAGUGACCAGGGAUGUGCAGGCUAGAUGGAUUAACGAUGGUAAAGUGCGGUUAUGGGGAUAGGGGCUGGGGCUGGGCCUGGGUGGGAUGCUCAUUGAAGGGCCAUUGCAUACUCGAUGGGUUGAAUGGCCUUUUUCUGCACUAAGGAUUCAGUGAUUCUAUGCCAAAUGUGUAAAGUUAUCAGAAAAUUUUCACAUGUCUUUUAGAUUCUGAAAGUAUAGAUAUUUUCAUCGAUCCAAUUCUCCACAAUUUACCUCUUAUCCAAAAAUAAAAUUCUCAAAGCAUUUCUGUAUUUUCAGAGUUCACUGUAGUAAUUUUUCUGAAGUUAUAAAUGAAUGAGGAAACUGAAGAAAAUUAAACAAAUAUUGUUAUAUUUUAAUGUGUUAAAAUGAACGUUAGUUUGUUUAACUGAUUUAGCCUUACAAAAAAAAAAUUUCAAAUUACAAAAAAUAUUACUGGAAUUUUUUAAAACUAUGUAUUCAUGGAAUUCUGAUGCAAAGCUUUUGGAUAUUUUUGUGAUUCAUACAGAAAUUGCUGUACUACUUUAGUCUGAAGUGGAAAUUGAAUCAGUAACCCUAAUUGAUAUCACAUGAUUCAGUCACAGAAACCAGCUAUCUUUUUGCACUGAGACAACCAAAAUGUUGUCAAAAAUGUUAGCACAUUUUGAAAUUUCCACACAACAGUUUCCAGUUUAAAAAGCACCUACUAAUUGUGGAUGGUGUACAUUUUACCACUUUCAUUUAGCCAGCAGUUGGAAAAAUGGCAGACAACCCACAACAUCUCAAGUAUAGAGAUAACAAGGUGUAGAGCUGGAUGAACUCGGCAGGACAAGCAGCAUCAGAGGAGCAGGAAAGCUGACGUUUCGGGCUCAAGUAUGACUCAGUUUAUAAUGCAAGUAAUGAAAGAACUUCCAAUCCCUCAAUGAUAUUUUACUAGAAGUGCACUCUCUUUGGUCCUUUAAUAGUGUUCAUGUGCCACAGCGGUGCCAACUGUCUUAAAAAGGUAGAACUUAAAUGUUUUGAACUGAUGAAUGCAGUUAUCACAAUGAUGUUUUGAUUUUACGCGUUCUAUUUAGUGCAUUCAUUCUAAUUUAUUUUGAAUUUUUUUUGCGUUCAUGCGAUGUGGACUUUGGCUAGGCCAGCAUUUAUUUCCAGUUCCUAUUUGAUUUUGGAAAGAUAAAGAUGAGCUGCUGCUUUGAACCAUUGCAACCCAUUUGAUGUAGGUACACUCGCAAUACCAUUAGGAAUGUAGUUUUGGGGUUUUGACCCAAUGAUGCCACAAGAAUAGUAAUAAAUUUCCAAGUCAGAACGAUGGAAUAGCUUCAAGAGGAUCUUGCAGUUAGUGGUGUCAUAAGGCAGGAGAUGAGUGGCCCUAGCAGAACUCACUCAUGUUCAGUUUGGGCAGAUUAUUCUAAGCAAGUACUGCUUGAUAGUAUUGUUGAUGACACGUUCCACCAGCUUUCUGAUAAUUGAGGACGUUGAUGGGGCAGUAAUUGGUUGGGUUGGAUUUGUCCUUUUUUUUUUCUCAUCUCUAUAUAGGGCCAGACGUGGGUAAUCCUUUCUGUGCUGGGUAGAUGCCAGUGUUGUAGCUGCAGUGGAACAGAUUGAGUCGGAAUGCAGCAAGUUCUGAAGCAAAGGUAUUCAGUACUGUUACUGGAAUGUUGUCAGGAUCCAUUGCUUUGUCAUUUCUUAAUAUCACAUGGAGCAAGUUAAAUUGGCUAAAGUCUGAUCUGUGACACAGGAUCGUGGUGGAGGCCCAGUUGAAUCAUCUGAUUAAUCUGUCUGGUUGCAGAUUGUUGCGAAUGCUUCAGGCUUAUCUUUUACACUGAUGUGUUGUGCGCCCCCAUUAUGCAGGAUGGGAAUAUUUGUGGAACUUUCUCUUCCAAUGAGCUGUCUUACUGUCCUGAUUUCAUGGAUGUGGCAGGACUGCAGACCUUGGAUCUGAUCUGUUCAUUGUAGAAUCACUUUGCCUUGCCUCUCUCUUGGUGAUUUAUCUUUAUUUGUUAUGUGAGUAGUUUUGUGCUUUAUCUCCACCAGUUUGACGCCUCGCUUUUAAUACAGCAGUAGUGCAACACAGUAUGAUGGCUGGAUUCUUUGUGGUCUGAAGAUAGAACUUUGACUCCACAAAGAUUACAUAAUGGUUGUUCCUACUGAUGCUGUCUUGGACAAUACAUUUGUGGCAGGCGGAUUGGUGAGAAUUAGAUUAUGUAUGCUUUUCCCUCUGGUUAGCUGUUUCACCACCUGCUCCAGACACAAUCUAGCAACUAUAUACUCUUGGAUUUUGGUCAAAAACUGUGCUGCUGAGCCAUUACUGGUGAUGCACAUUUAAAGUCCCCCACUCCGAGUACAUUCUGUUUCCUUGCCACUUCCAUGAUUCCACACAGUAGCGUUCAACAUGGAUGAUGAUUCUUCAGCUGAGUUGUGAGACAGCAUGACAAUAAGCAGGAGGCUUCCUUGCCUAUGUUUGACCUGAUACAAUGAGAUUUAAUGGGGUUCAAAGUCAAUAUUGUGGAUUGUCAGGGCAACACUGUCUUAACUGUGCAGUACUGUGCCACCACCUGUGCCUUUGGGGCAGGACAUAACCACAAAUGGUGAUGUUGUGCUGGAAUAUUGACGGGUAUGGAUAUGACUAGUCAUGCAGUAGCCUGACACAAUCUGAGAGACACUCCUCAAUUUUGACACAAGCGUCCAAAUGUUAGUAAUACAGAUAAUGGUAGCAUAAUAUAAUCUUAGAGAUGGUAGCAUAAUAUGUGACUGUACUAGUAAACCAGAGGCCUUGUCUAAGAAUCGAGACAAAGUAAUUUCCAAUCUCAUCAUGCAGUUUUUGAAUUUGAAUUCAAUUAAAAUAAUCUUUCUCUGAAAAUAGAGCUACCAUUUGUUAUUUUAAAUGAUCAUGGAGCUGACUUGUUGUUAAAAAGAAUUAUCUGUUAGGGAAGAAAACCAGCAAUCCUUGCCCAGUCUGGUGCUCAAUUGAUGACUUAUCCUGCAUCAAAUUUUGCACGCAUUUGGAAGGGACUUGACAAGCCAUUUGACUCUGUCAAACCCUUACAAAGAAAUAUAUUACAUGCAGUUAUUUAGCUCUUUCACGGUCAUUGGAUGUCGCAAAGCCCUUUCAUUGCCGAUCAAGUUGGAGUUUGAAGUUUGAGUAACACUGCUACCUUCUCAGGGCAAUAGAGAUGGUUGUUAAUUGGCCCUUGACACUUUAUUGAUACGAUAUCCUAAAAAAUAUUUUCUUUAUUUUUAACGGGAUGAGGGCUUCACUGAUCAGGCAGCAUUUAUUGCCCAUCCUUAAUUGCCCAGAGGGCAGUUCAGAGUCAACCACAUUGUUGUGAAUCUGGAGUCACAUGUCAGCCAGACCAGGUGAAGAUGGCAGUUUCCCUUCUUAAAGGAUAUUAGUGAACCAUAUGGGUUUUCUGACAUUUGGCAAUGGAUUCAUGGUCAUCAUUAAAUUCUUAAUUCCAAAUAUUUUAUUGAAUUCAAAGGUGCCCAGAAUGUUAUCUAGGUCACCACCUCCCUUUUGAAGAAUGAACUUGGAAAGGAUUGUACUGUUUUAAAAUGAAAACUUAGUGAAAAAUUAAGAGCACUAAUUGUGACUUCAAACAUUGACCCAACAAUUGAGUACUCCAAUACGUUUUUAUCUUUGGAAUAUUUUAGAACUGAUUAAAAACAGUUUAAAUUAACAUUUUAAAAGAUUCAAGAAAAUGAAGUACAACUAAUGUCUGAACCUCCAAUCAGUAAAACAGCAUUUAUUUGAAUAAAUUGACGAAAACAUUUAAAUUUCUUAUGCAAAAAUAUUUGUUGCACUUUAAUUCAGUAGACUGUUAAUGGCUUGCCUUAGCUAUAUUUUUAAAUUGCUUUGUGAUGAAAGUUGUGUAAUACAUAUUAUCAUCAUUCAAGAUUGAAUUGUUUUAAAGAGAUGCCAAUGGAUGUCGGUUACUGUUGUGAGAUUGUUUCAAGCCAGCAGAAUCAUUCUGGAGUGACCUAAAUCCAGAAACUGCUCCAAGCAAGUGACUGCAAACCUCUGUGGUGUUAAUGGAAAUAUGUUUGUACUUCUGAGUUUAUGACGGACAGAUCAAGCCAAGACUGUUUUCACUUCAGUGAUUGACAAUUAAAAUGAAGAUCAGAGGCAAGUUUUUACUGUCUCUCCUAGCAAGAGUAGGGUUCACUUCUGGGAAGCCAGUUGCUCUUGGCAGAAGGGUCUUAAAUGUGCAGCUUUCAGACCAGAAGAGUUUGGACAGCAAUCUGUAAGUGAUUAGAAAUAAAACAGUUUAAGAUCUCAGAUUUGUAAAGAAUUAAUUUUAGCCAAAACUGAAGGGAGAUCAUCAAAUAUUCUCUGCAGUGCGAUGAGAUGAUCUGGAAAGCAGUCAGUCGAAACCUAAAGUGUUGCAAUAGGAGUGUUAAUUUCUCUGGACUUGAGACUCUAAUUUAGUGGUGUUGGGAAAUUGGAAAAAAUUACAACCUAUGUUUGUAUUAAGAUCUUUCCAAAUGUGUAAUGUAUUUAUUAGAGAGCUUUUAUUUUAUUUUAUUUGUUUUCUUUUUGUGUAAUAAAUUCGUGUUUAAAAAACA